UUUGAAUCUUUAUCUAGUUAUUUGCUUCAUCUCGUAUAUCAGACAGAAGGGUUUGCAAUGGUAGAUCCUCCUAUCUUCGGCUCCUUUUGCGCUUCCAUGGUCGUUCUGUCCCUGCUGCGCCUUUCAAGUGCAGGUGACACCCUGAGUUCAGUUCAGUCUAUUAAAGAGGGAGAGACAUUAGUUUCCCAGGGCCGAAAAUUUGAGCUUGGCUUCUUCCGUGCUGGAAGCUCAAAGAACACCUUCCUGGGGAUAUGGUUCGCGGUGAGUCCUGAAGCAGUUGUUUGGGUCGCUAACAGGAACAGUCCACUCAACGAUUCAAAUGGUACUCUGAAAAUAAGUAAUGAAGGUGAACUUGUUCUUCUCAACCAAUCAAAGAGCAUCAUUUGGUCAACCAAUUCAACCAAGGUUCUUGGAAACCCAGUUGCACAGCUCCUAGAUUCUGGUAACCUACUCGUUCUUAGGGAAAGCAGCAGUUCAGGUUCUGUUGAUUACUCAUGGCAGAGCUUUGACUACCCAUCAGACACGAUUUUGGUCGGUAUGACCUUAGGAUGGAACCUUAGAACCGGCAUCGAACAUCAUCUGACUUCCUGGAGAAGCACGGAGGAUCCUUCCCCUGGAGACUAUACAUACAGAUACAAAAUCGAUAGGUUACCACCUCAACUUGAAAUGGUGAGCAAGGGUUCUGUCAAAGUAUAUCGUACUGGGCCAUGGGAUGGAGUCAAAUUAGGCGGUCUUUCCUUGGGGGUGAAUCCGUUUAUCAACCCGGUCUUUGUUUACAACGCAACGGAUGCCUAUUUUGCAUUUGAAACCGAAAUCACUGCCAGAUCCAGAUUAAGCCCGGAUGGUGUCAUGCAGUUACAUAUACUGUUGAAUGGAAGCACCAAGUGGUAUCUGACGUACUCGCUCCCUAAUGACCCUUGUGACAACUAUGGACGGUGUGGCGCUAAUGGCAUGUGCAGACUUAACGAAAUCCCAAGAUGCCUCUGCUUGGAGGGUUUUACGCCCAAGUCACGAGAAGAGUGGGACAUGCAUAAUUCAACCGAGGGGUGCAUAAAGAAAAUUCCGUCAAAUUGUUCUCGUGAUGAGGAUUUUAAAAAACUUUCGCAGGUGAAAUUACCUGACCUGGUAGAUUUCGAGCUAUUCAAGAAUAUGAGCCUUGAGGAGUGCAGGAUUGAAUGUCUAAAGGAUUGUUCUUGUACGGCUUAUGCUAAUUCCGAUAUUAGAGGAGCAGGCUGCUUGAUGUGGUUUGGCGAUCUCAUUGAUACUAGGGAAAUUGACGCUGUUGAUAAUGGGCAAUAUCUCUUCCUACGGCUACCUGCUUCCAAAUUAGAUUCAAUCCGCAGUCCAUCCAAGAAACUGUUGACUAUCACAGUGCCUUCAGCCAUUUUAGGAUUGCUUAUAAUGGGCAUGGCGUUGAGCAUAAUCUGGAAGAGAGGAAUGAAAAAACGAGGCUUGCCAAGUGAGAUGGAUGACAUUGACUUGCCAUUAUAUGAUUUUGCUACCGUUGCUGUUGCUACCAACCAUUUUGCUGAAGAGAACAAGCUAGGAGCAGGCGGCUUCGGUUCGGUCUACAAGGGAAGCCUUACCACAGGCCAAGAAGUAGCAGUCAAAAGGCUUUCAAAAUAUUCAGGACAAGGUCUUAAUGAGUUUAUGAAUGAAGUCCUCCUUAUCGCCAGACUUCAGCACCGGAACCUUGUUGGACUUGUUGGCUGCUGCAUUGAGGGAGAAGAAAGAAUGUUAAUUUAUGAAUUUAUGCCAAACAAAAGCUUGGAUUAUUUCAUCUUUGAUCAUGAUAGAAGCUCCUCUUUCGAAUGGAAAAAGCGAUUCGACAUUAUCUCAGGAAUCGCCCGAGGACUUCUCUAUCUCCACCAGGAUUCAAAACUAAAAGUUAUCCACAGAGACCUUAAGACAAGUAACAUUUUGUUAGAUGCCGACAUGAAUCCAAAGAUCUCGGAUUUCGGCCUGGCAAGGAACUUCCAAGGAAAUGAAACAGAGGCAAAGACAAGAAGAAUAGUUGGUACAUAUGGUUACAUGUCCCCAGAGUAUGCCUUUGACGAAAAAUUCUCUGUGAAGUCUGACAUCUUUAGCUUUGGUGUGCUUUUGUUGGAGAUAGUAAGUAGCAAAAGGAAUAGAGGAUUCCAGCAUCCUGAUCAUCAUCACAACCUUCUUGGGCACGCAUGGUUGCUAUGGAGUGAAGGGAGGGCCACGGAACUCAUUGAUGAAUCCUUAUGCGAUUCUGUCGUCGGGUCUCAAGCAGAGAGAUGCAUUCAGGUGGGCUUGUUAUGUGUCCAAAAGUUUCCUGAAGACAGGCCGACGAUGUCUAGCGUUGUUUUCAUGUUAGCAAAUGAAGGAGCAACCUUGCCAUUGCCUAAAGAGCCUGGUUUCUUCCUGGAGAGAAGUUCAGGUAGCUCAGAUGCAUCUAUAGUUAAUGAAGCAUCCUACACAUUCAAUGUUAUCACAGUCACAUUGCCGGUAGGUCGAUAGAAUGCCAUCGAGGAUGUCUCUACAAAUUGUAGACCGGUUUUUUUGUUUCGUGGGUACGAAGGACAAAAGAAGCAUACGAUAGUUUAAAUUUCAAUAAAAAGUUUGUCAAACA
Molecule: messenger RNA, 2596 nt
Organism: Rhodamnia argentea
Lineage: Eukaryota; Viridiplantae; Streptophyta; Magnoliopsida; Myrtales; Myrtaceae
Product: G-type lectin S-receptor-like serine/threonine-protein kinase At4g27290
Biological process (GO): recognition of pollen; protein phosphorylation
Molecular function (GO): ATP binding; protein serine/threonine kinase activity
Source: RefSeq, a predicted model, not a curated record